Molecule: messenger RNA, 1533 nt
Organism: Mitosporidium daphniae
Lineage: Eukaryota; Fungi; Microsporidia
Product: mediator of DNA damage checkpoint protein 1
Exons: 3
Coding region: 1-1533 (510 amino acids)
Source: RefSeq, a predicted model, not a curated record
AUGUUGCGAGACGCAUAUUUCCUACCGCUUAACUAUGGAUAUAUCUUUGACGCCGAAGACCCACAUACACGUUCGCUAGCAAGCUCGCUUAUAUCUUCGGCGGAGAAAUGCGGCGCAACGUUUAUUUCUUGCCUCCCGCCUAAAACGGCGGGCCGCAAGAUUUACAUCCUCACUCCGGUGGUUGAAAAGACACUGAGCUCUUUCCCUCAGGUGACCCUCUUUUGGCUGGUUGAUCAAAUAAAUAACCUUGGCGGCUAUGCCGAUGCCUCUCCAUUGCAUGCUCCACGCGAUCCACAAUCGCCUCGAUGGAAAUUUCUUUGUGGACACGUUGCAACACUUUCCGGCUAUCGCGGGAGAGAUCUGACACUCGUCCGAGCCUUGCUUGCUGCUGCAGGUGCUGUCACAGAGGCGGAACUUGAUGUGGAACGCACGACGCUUCUUAUUGCGGAGCGGGAUACUGAUACGCAGCUGGAUCUGGAAAAUAUACACACCGCUCUUGCCUUAAACAUUCCCAUUCGCAACCGAAAGUGGCUAAUGGACCAGUUUGCGGCAGCCACAAGUGAGGUUUCUGCCCCGGAGACUAGAGGGGCCGAUAUGGCUGCAAAUGUACAUGCAGACACGGAGGCUCCAGAAAACCAGCAUCAAACCAGCAUUGGUGUGGACUUUUAUUGGCAGCAAAAUUUGGACACUCCUCUCCAAAGCCAUGUAGAAGAAAUUCAUUUGUUAAAUGAUCCCCUGGCUUCACUGGAUCAUACGCCAGCAGAAUUCCGUGGAGCCGCACUGCAAGAUCCCAACGCUGACUGCUUGACAGCCGAAAUACGCAAUACUACUUGUUGUGAAGAGAACGUGACCGCCGUUACUGAUGAGGACAAAGCACCCGAAUUUUCGCCAAAAAAGAAGAAAUUUUCCCCCAAAGUAGAGAAACCCCUGAAAGGCAGCAAUGCGGAUACGAUUAGCGAAUCUCCAAGGGGAAGAAGACGAAAGUCAACCUGCAAUGGGCCCUGCAUUUCUGUAACAGGAUUCAAGCUAUUGGCCUCUGAAAUUUAUUCCUGGGAAGCAAUGGGAGGAUCCAUCGCCGCUUCCAAAGGCGGUGGCGAGGAGCUUUUACCUGCAUGUACACACCUUUUCCUUCUUGCAGUUGCGAGAGGCGUUACCAUUGUAAGCAAAGAAUGGCUUUUGGAUUCCAUUGCUCUUGGGACUUUCGAGCUGGACGUGGAAAGCUAUGCGCUAAAGGAUUCAAUCGGCGAAGGGGCAUUUGGGUUCAUCCUUUCAGAAUCUUUAUCCAGGGCGCGAUCAUUUGUCGCAGAACAGGGCCUAUUUACAGGAAUCACAUUCAGGAUUUCUCAAUCGUGUGUACCUGGACCCUCGCUCUUGGUUCCGCUGAUACUUGAAUGCAAGGGAAGAAUUCUUGAAUGUGCAGAUGAAAAGGAACACUACUACAUCACAUGCUCUCCGCAGCAGGGACAUGGAAUCCAGCGUACGCCAGAUUGGGUGUUGAGGUCUGUGUUACAGCAAACAUUGCUAGAGCAAUGA